Messenger RNA from Galendromus occidentalis (western predatory mite), 1681 nucleotides. Its product is annotated as RNA pseudouridylate synthase domain-containing protein 2. Lineage: Eukaryota; Metazoa; Arthropoda; Arachnida; Mesostigmata; Phytoseiidae. Gene Ontology annotation, biological process: enzyme-directed rRNA pseudouridine synthesis. Gene Ontology annotation, molecular function: RNA binding; pseudouridine synthase activity. The record is from RefSeq and is a predicted model, not a curated record. Bases 128 to 1525 code for a protein of 465 amino acids. The transcript is spliced from 3 exons.
UCGCAAGCUAGUGUCCGCAGUUGAUCUAUCACAGGCUCGAUCGACGCUGUCGGUCUCCCCUCAGGCCCGAGGUGCCCGUCUACUCCCAUGUCUCUCAUUGUGCGACACGAUUCCGCCUGCGCAAAACAUGUCUACACUGACAGAAGUCAAACCUGUGGCUGGAGAGAUCCGGGAGUCUACCGAUGAGCAGAAUGAGAAAAGAAAACUCACCGAGUCGGGAACCGCUGCCGGAACCGACGAUACUCCGGAGGCAAAACGAAUGCGUACGGAUGGCUCCUGUGAAAACCGGGAGAGCGGGUACUACUUCCAAAACGGGUUGCGGAAAGUUUAUCCGUAUAUGUUCCAGUACCAAGUUUUUGCGAAAGGCAGAUGGGUCGGGCGAACGGUACUCGAUGUUUUCUCAACUGAGUUCCGAGCGCACUCGAAAGAAUACUACGAGGAAGCAAUCAAAUCAGGACAGAUCAGAGUCAACGGAGAACCGGUCGAUUUGACUUACCGCUUCAAAGACAAUGACAAGGUGACGAAUGAGACCCAUCGACACGAAGUCCCCGUUAUAGGAUGUCCGAUCAAAAUCAUCUACGAAGAUAAAAACAUGCUUGUCGUGGACAAGCCACCGUCGAUUCCAGUUCACCCAUGCAGCCGUUAUCGACUGAACAGCAUGUUGAAAAUUCUGAGUGAAGAGAAUGGUUACAGCAGCCUCCACACGCUCCACAGACUGGACAGGUUGACAUCCGGCGUCCUGAUGUUCGCGAAGACUAAGGAACGAUCGCUCUUCAUGGACGAGCUGAUCAGAACCCGGCACGUCACCAAACAGUACCUUUGUCGGGUUCGGGGCGAGUUCCCCGAUGGAGAAAUUACUGUGGCGAAGCCGAUUGAAGUUUAUUCGUACAAGAUUGGAGUCAGUGGCGUCAAAGAAGGCGGCCGAGACUGCACCACUAUCUUCGAGAAGUUGAGCUUUAACGGAAAAUCUAGUGUCGUUCUGGCUCGACCGAAGCAGGGAAGAAUGCAUCAGAUCCGGGUCCAUCUUCAGUAUCUCGGCCAUCCGAUUGUUAGAGAUCCGCUCUACAAUGACGAGGCGUUCGGCUCGAACAGAGCUAAAGGCGGCUUGACGGAGAAAACGCCUGAAGAACUCGUAGACGAGUUGAUGAAGCGGCACACGUUGGAGAAUUGGCUGACCCCGAUGUCGGACGCGGAGCUCGAGAAUCGGAAAGCCACCUUCGGCCAGGCGAAUCCAAGCUCCGACACCCCGGGAAGUCCUGCGACGUCAUCGGCAGAAGACUUCUUCAAGAACUAUCCCGAGAAUCUCGAACAUUAUAUAACGGAUGAUUUCCGGAAAACGUUACGAGGUUACGAUCCGAGUAAAAUGCAAUACGUCGAAUCGUGUCCAGAGUGUCAACAGCGUUACAUUGAUCCGUCGCCUGAAGAUCUCACGAUGUAUCUCCAUUGCUACUCGUACAAAGGUGAAGAUUUCGAGUACACUGCUUCGUGGCCUAAUUGGGCGAGAGAGGAUUGGGUGCUCGAUUGAGAUGCCUGACUCUAGCGAAUGAACUAAUCGCGAAUGCUACGGACUCAUCCUCAUCGGGUCCUGCUAAGAGACGUCUCGAUGCCUCUCAAUGAUGAAUCACACACACCGCGGGCUGGAACCACCCUCGAUUCCGUACAUUAUCUUCAAUAAAAAUGA